Xenopus laevis (African clawed frog) is the source of this 813-nucleotide messenger RNA. RefSeq names its product olfactory receptor 10A7-like. The transcript is spliced from 2 exons. NCBI's taxonomy places the organism in Eukaryota, Metazoa, Chordata, Amphibia, Anura, Pipidae. The record is from RefSeq and is a predicted model, not a curated record. Bases 1 to 813 code for a protein of 270 amino acids.
AUGGAUGAACAAAUGAAAGGAGAAAAACAUCCAAGAAUGCUCUUUUUAAGGCUUUUUGGGCGACAAACUCAUUGUGACUUUGGGUUCCAGGAAAAAACGUUAAUGUUGGUUUUGAAAAUUGGCCAUCGGUUUGUAAAAACCAGUGCCUACAUCAGUAUUACUGGUUGCAUCUGGCAGUUCAAUAUGUUCAGUGUCUCCUCAGUCACGGAAUGCUUCCUGCUAACUGUCAUGUCCUAUGACAGGUACCUGGCUAUUUGCAAACCACUGCAUUAUGCUUCCAUAAUGACCUGGAGAUCUUGUAUUUUCCUGGUCAUGUCCUGCUGGAGUUUAGGUUUUCUGCUAUCAAUGAUUGUUACUGUUAUGAUUCAUUAUUUACAUUUCUGUGGCCCUUAUACCAUUGACCAUUUAUUCUGUGAUUAUACUCCUCUCAUGCAACUGUCGUGUUCCGACACCACAAUUCUUAAAAUGACAGUUUUUUUGAUAGCCACUCCUGGAACUGUCCUGCAACCUUUCUUUAUCAUUGCAACAUAUAUAAAUAUCAUCCUCAAUAUUCUUAGGAUCUCAUCUUCAUCCAAGAGACAGAAAGCCUUCUCUACUUGCAGUUCCCACCUUUCUGUUGUGUGCCUCUAUUAUGGGACUCUCAUUGCGACCUAUGCCACUCCCACUGAUGGGCGCUUAUCCACCAGAAACAAACUUCUUUCUCUGAUUUACACUGUUGGCACACCCAUGAUGAACCCCAUCAUAUACACUUUGAAGAAUAAAGAAAUUCAAGCAGUCAUAAGGAAAUAUGUUGACCAACACCAAAGGAAAUGA